Messenger RNA from Hibiscus syriacus, 1088 nucleotides. Its product is annotated as probable LRR receptor-like serine/threonine-protein kinase At3g47570. The record is from RefSeq and is a predicted model, not a curated record. NCBI's taxonomy places the organism in Eukaryota, Viridiplantae, Streptophyta, Magnoliopsida, Malvales, Malvaceae. The transcript has 2 exons. Gene Ontology annotation, molecular function: ATP binding; protein kinase activity. Gene Ontology annotation, biological process: protein phosphorylation. The coding region runs from base 79 to 1068 and encodes 329 amino acids.
AUCAUUAGCCUUUCGCUUGCCUUGGUUUCGGUUGCAUUCAUUGUCAUCCUUUGCUGGCGAAAACAAUCGCAAAAAGAAAUGAUUCCUCUGUCUUUGCGGCAGCAAGUUAGCCUCUUUCAAGUUUCGUACAAGGAACUUGUUGAAGCCACUAACGGGUUCUCAGCCUUGAACUUCCUUGGUAAGGGAAGUUUUGGGUCUGUCUAUAAAGGGUUUCUUAAUCAACAAGAAAACCCUGUCGCGGUCAAAAUACUGAACCUUGAAAACCUCGGGGCUGUCAAGAGUUUCAUAGCUGAAUGCGAGGUUUUAAGAAAUAUUCGACAUCGGAAUUUAGUCAAGCUGAUAACUUGUUGUUCAAGCAUAAACUUCCAAGGCAAUGAUUUCAAGGCUAUAGUUUUGGAAUUCAUGGCAAAUGGAAGUUUAGAGAGUUGGCUUCAUCAUGAUCACGGUGAAGGUCACUCACGUCAACUCGACUUUGCUGAAAUGUUAAACAUUGCUAUAGAUAUGGCAAAUGCAAUAGAUUACCUUCACCGCCAUUGCCGAACACCGAUUGUUCAUCGGGAUCUAAAGCCAUCCAAUGUCCUUCUCGAUGAUGACAUGGUUGCACAUGUCAGUGACUUCGGCAUGGCUAAGCUCCUUUUUUGUACUGCAAGUGAUCUGGACAACGAGCAAACAACUUCCUCGAUCAUCAAAGGAACGAUCGGGUAUCUCGCCCCAGAAUGCGGCAUGGGUGAUCCAACAUCCCCUGAAGGGGACAUUUACAGCUAUGGAAUUAUCAUCUUGGAGAUGAUCACCGGAAAGAGGCCGACAGAUGAUAUGUUCGAGGAUGGGAUAAGCCUUCAUAGUUUAUGUAAGAUGGCAUUACCGGAACAAGUGGAGGAGAUCUUAGAUUCUCGAUUGCUUGAAGAAAUCAAUGAGCGAGGAGAUCAGAACAUGUUGGACUGUUUGGUUUGGUUCACCAAUGUGGGAGUUGCAUGCUCUGUCGAAGUUCCUGACAAGAGAAUGAAGAUUGAGGAUGUUGUCGCUGAAUUGGUUGCAAUCAAGGCAAGACUGCAUGGAAUCCAUGUUUAAUUUAGAGUUGUCCGAGUGAA